ACCUGGGUUCCAUCACUUUUGGGUGCCUGAUCCACCUUUAGUCCUUAUGGGGAGGGAAGGGGACAUGAAGGUCACCAGCCCAACUAGGCCACAGUGCUACAAACCAUCAAAAGAUUCACAGUAUCCAGUGGUUGUCAUAUUUGAAAGUUGGAUGGAGUCCCAGGGUGGAUAGCCAUCAGCAAGUUGCUUACCUUCUCUGAACCCCAGUUUGAAUACAGGGGCAUCUGAGAGUAGCUCUGAGCAGCUUUUAGGGUGAACUUUGGGUCUCAGCAUGAGCAGCACCUACCCAUCCUCACGGCCAAAGACAGGUGGGUUCCCUCCAAGCAGAAAGCAACAUCCUGCUCUGUCCAGGGUGCUUCACAUUCAGGGCAUGGAGAGGACAGAGAAGACACACUUGCAUUCUUUGUUUGUGAUCAUCUCCAGGUACUUGCAACAACAACAAAAAGAUAAGCAACAACAACAAAAAGAUAAGCAACAACAAAAGUUGACCCCAAAUUGAGGGUUAAUCUGUCAGCACAUGCAUAGCCUUAGAACCUCAUUAUAGGGAAAAGGCAGAGGAUGUCUGCCUCCUUCAUGUCCUUGAAUUCCAUGAUCAAGCCCCUCAGGUGUCCCUACUGAUUCUAUUUUGCUUUCUUCCUUGGCUGCAACACAGAAAGAAGGAAAGCUCUUUUCUCCUCCAAGGCCGAGUGUUAGAAGCAUUACCUCAAUAGCCCAACGUCCUGGAAAAGAGGAAGAUUGGCAAUGAUGGAGCAGGUAGAGCGAGAGGCCGGGCAGCCUAGAAGCUCCUGGCUGGCUCCUCUGGCCUGUUUGACGUUGGCUCAAAAGACAUGGAAUUAAUAGGCAAAGCUGCCUCCUCCUCCUCCUCUUACCUGCGGAGGAGAGAUCGGUUCCCGGUUGGCUGGGGCAGUGUCAUUGAUAUAGCUGGUGUCAUCGUUACCUUCCACGAACAGAUCACUCGACACCUGCCAGGGCCGGGCCUGAGUUUUGCCCGCAGAGCUGGAGGCUUUCACUCUCCCAUUGUCCCAGAGGCCAGGGGAGGUCAAGACACAGGCUUUGCUGGGAUGUGGCUCUUGGUGACCUAGUAGAAGGACUGGACAGCUCCUGGUGCUGGAUCCCCCUUGCAGGUCCUGGCUGCCUCUUUGCUUCCUGCUGCCUGAUCCCUGUGGCUGUCCUGGGCAGAGGAGAUGAAUUCGUGGCUGGCCGGGAGCUGAGGCAGAGAGAUGGUGCUGCACGGAGAAGGCGCUCUGGGAGUGACCCUGGCGUGAGGAGCUAGGGGCGAAGAGUGGCCUGGGGUGUCCCUCCUGGCGUGUGCAUCCCAGGUGACACCAUGCUGCAGCAGAUCCUGCACGACAUGUACAUCGACCCCGAGCUCCUGGCCGAGCUCAGUGAUGUGCAGAAGCACAUCCUCUUCUACAAAAUGCGAGAGGAGCAGCUGAGACGCUGGAGGGAGCGUGAGGCUUGGGAGGCCCUGGCCCAGGUCGAGGGCCUCAGGCCCCCCAAGGUCAAGCGAGCGAGUGACAAGCACAUCCAGUGGCUCGUGGGGGCAGAUGGCGAAGUCUGGGUCUGGGUCAUGGGAGAAGGCCCUGGAGACAAGCCCUAUGAAGAGAUCUCUGAGGAGCUGAUUGCAGAGAGGGCGCGGCUGCAGGCACAGAGGGAGGCGGAGGAGCUCUGGAGACAGAAGGAGGCAGAGAUCACCAAGAAGUUCCGGGAUGCUCUGGCCAAUGAGAAAGCCCGGAUCCUGGUGGAGAAGUGGAAAGUGGAGACGGAGGACCGCAAGGCUGCCAAAGUCCUGGAGGAGCGCAUCCAUGAGGAAUUCAAGAGGAAAGAGGAAGAGGAGAGGAAGCGAGGAGAAGAGCAGAUUCGCCUCCAGGAAGAGCAGAGGGCGAAGGAACUCUACUGGACCCUGAAGCAGGCCCAGCUGCAGAGCCUCCCCAGUGAGAAGGAGGAACGCGAGUGGGAAGAACAGCUGCGUCGGUCCAAGGCGGCUGAUGAGGAGAGGAGGCGCCGAGCCCAGCGCGCCCGGGACGAGUACCGGCGCCACUCCCUCCGCGCCAUCCAGAAGGGCACGGUUGCUGGCCUCAGCUCCAGGUUCCGAGAGCUCGGCCAGAGCCACGAGCAGGAGGCGAGACUCUACCACCACCUCCUGGGCCCAGGGCCGCCUUCACCCCUGGCCGUGCCUGGCAGGACUUGGGAGCGGCCCCUGUGUCCUGUCUCCAGAGAAGUCAUAGUCCGCUGGUUUAAGGAGGAGCAGCUGCCGCGCCGAGCGGGCUUUGAGAGGAGCACCAAAGCCAUCGCCCCCUGGUUCCACGGAAUUAUCAGCCGAGAAGAUGCCGAAGAUCUCCUUGAGAAUAUGACUGAGGGUGCAUUUCUGGUCCGGGUCAGUGAGAAAAUCUGGGGUUACACCCUCUCCUACCGCCUGCAGAAAGGGUUCAAGCAUUUUCUUGUGGAUGCCUCUGGGGAUUUUUACAGCUUCUUGGGUGUGGACCCCAAUCGCCAUGCAACGCUCACGGAUCUCAUUGAUUUCCACAAGGAGGAGAUUAUCACUGUUUCAGGGGGAGAGUUGCUGCAGGAGCCCUGUGGACAGAGGGACAGCCCACCAGACUACCAUCUGUUGUUUGAAUGAUAUUUUUCCUCCUUCUCAAUUGGACUCCAUGGGGCAUCCUAUUUUUGAACUCAAGAACUUCCCAGCUCAAAUUCUUAUGGCCUUCUGGAAGAUCCACCACCAUCCAGAGGGACAAGUAGAUUAGUAUAUUUCAAGGAAUAUGAAAAUAUAUGGUGUAUGUGCUGCUGGUUCCUGACCCAGUGCCCAGGACAGAAAUUGCUAAUAGCUGGUGCAACUCUUCUCUGAAAAAUUUAGAUACAACCUCAGAAGAUGAAGCCUUUUUGUCAUGGCUGCCCUAAACUGAAUUCCUAGAAUACAAGGAUCAUGUUUUAAUUAUACAAAUAAUUCCGGUGCCGAACUCUGAAUUUAACAUAUGGUAGACAUUCAAUAAAUGUUUGUUGAAUGACUGCACUUCUUCUGAACAUUUUCCAACACUCAUCAGCAACGAUUUCUAGUAAGUUAUUUUCUAUUCGUCACUGUUUAUAAAGUCAUAGAGAUUAGAGAAGAAAUAUUGUAAAGGAUUUAUAUGGAAGGCAUAUAUACUGUGUUUUAAAUGAUAUUCAUCGUCACUCUCAUUGAUAUUAUCAUUGGAAUUACCUAAGGCUUCUGAGCCCCAGCUUCAGAAGAGAUGACUGAUACUGCCCUGCCUUCGUAUUUCCCUCUUCUUCUGCCAUCCCACCUCU
Mesoplodon densirostris (Blainville's beaked whale) is the source of this 3285-nucleotide messenger RNA. It is a transcript of the gene SH2D4B, whose product is annotated as SH2 domain containing 4B. The record is from RefSeq and is a predicted model, not a curated record. The coding region runs from base 1328 to 2623 and encodes 431 amino acids. Lineage: Eukaryota; Metazoa; Chordata; Mammalia; Artiodactyla; Ziphiidae. Gene Ontology annotation, cellular component: cytoplasm. The transcript is spliced from 8 exons.